Molecule: messenger RNA, 1581 nt
Organism: Diachasma alloeum
Lineage: Eukaryota; Metazoa; Arthropoda; Insecta; Hymenoptera; Braconidae
Exons: 2
Coding region: 1-1581 (526 amino acids)
Molecular function (GO): nucleic acid binding; catalytic activity; zinc ion binding
Source: RefSeq, a predicted model, not a curated record
AUGUUGCUCAUCUUGACCAAGAAGACGACCAACGGAGCCCCUCAGCUGCGUACAGCCAUCGCCACUUUCCUCGGAGGGGACGAGGCCGAGGUGCUCAGCAAGGGAGCACAAGAACAGCUUGAGAUCAAAGACCUCGAUGAGACGACGUCGAAGGACGACGUCCUUAAAAAUCUCAAAAGAGUAGCUGGAGAGGAGCAUGGAGGCACCCACACUGCCUCAAUGACACUCGCAGCAACAGCGGCGAAAAAGAUCCCGGGGAAGCACGGCAAAAUCAAGAUAGGCUGGGGCAAUUGCCGUAUCAGGAGAGUGGAGAGACCGAUAAAGUGUUUCAAGGGCUCAUACUACGGAGAUCUCGCCACGAAGUGCACGAGUACAGUCGACCGGUCCAAACUCUGUGCCAAAUGCUCAGCGACUGGUCACAAGGCUUCGGACUGUAAGGAGAAGCCCCGAUGCGCCUUGUGUACCGAGAAAGCCAACUCGGACAAUUGCACCCACACUUCAGAGGAUCCUCAACAAAUGACGAUGAAGAUACUCCAACUCAAUCUCAAUCAUUGUGAGGAUGCACAUGACCUGCUUAUGCAGAUGAUGCGAGAGUUGAAUCUUGACUUUACCAUGAUCUCGGAACCGUAUCGAUAUGUCGGCACUCAAUUCUGGAUUACUGACGCCAGCAGGAAAGCUGUAAUCUGGGCUUGUGGAAUGCGUCCACUCCAGAGCACUACGAGCGAUGGUUUACAUGAUGGCUUCGUCAAGGCUAAGUUCGAUGGUAUUCAUUUAUACAGCUGCUACGCCCCACCGGGCCUUUCCAUUGAAGAAUUCAUGGACUCCCUAGACAGACUGACUGAGGAUGUAAAGAAGCACUUUCCUGUGGCAAUAGCCGGGGACUUCAACGCCUGGGCAGUCGACUGGGGUAGUAAGGAAACGAACACCAGAGGGCAAGCUGUACUGAAAACCAUGUCAGCGUUGGAUGUUGUUCUGAUGAACAGCGGCGAUGAACCCACUUUUAAAAGGGGAGAGGCGACCUCGAUUGUGGACAUUACAUUCGUGAGCAGCACCCUUGCAAAGGGGAUCUGCUCAUGGAGAGUAGUUGAUGUCUACACAGCAAGCGAUCACCGUGCGAUACUCUGGGAGGCACGUACUCGCCAGAGAGUCACCAUGACGCCUAGGAAGACCAACUGCAUUGGCUGGAGAGUGAGCAGUUUCGAUCCUAGCUCUUAUUCGAUAGCACUGAACGAACGCCCGAUCAGUGGCAGCAAUGCUACUAAAAAGGCAGAUAACAUCAUGAAGAGACUGACGGAAGCCUGCGAUGCCACAAUGUCCAUGAAGCAUACCACAAAUCUACAUCCGGUGUAUUGGUGGAAUGACAUGGUCGCUGUUCGACGGAAAGAGUGUAACACAGCCAGAAGAUUCGCCCAUCGUGGCCGUAAGAAGCCAAACUUUGAGGACCUGGAAAUGCGUUAUAAGAAGGCACGCCGGAAGCUCAGCAAAGCGAUCAAAAGCAGUAAGAAGCAAUCCUGGAGUGAGCUCCUUAAUAAGGUGGAAAGGGAUCCAUGGGGGAGACCGUAUAAGGUGGAGAUGAUGUGA